AUGCCAGACCCAGACUCUUCUACCAUCCCUUCUCCUUCACCCCCGUUUGCAACCACUUCUCCUCCUUCGCCUCCUAUCACAACUCAGGCUCCAGUCCCGAGCCGAACAGAUGUUCCGCCUGCUCCCACUGCAAUUCCAAUGGACCUUCCCACUGCUCAACAUUCUCCUUCAGCCCAACCUCCUACUCAGCCUUCUAUGUCAUCACAGCACCCAAGCACCGAGGAUGAUCCCUCGCGUCGCUCUUCGCCAGUUACAUCACCUCCAGAGCCAUCUCCUGUGCCUCCCUCGGCUCCUUCUGGGUCAGCUGCUGGACCUUCUAACUCCGCUGCGGGACCUUCACAACCGCCUCCACCGGUACAUCUCCAUUAUCACACCUCUACUCCUUCAGAGACUGGACUACAGUCAAGGCGAGACGUCCCCAUUAGCUCUUUAACCAUGAAAGGUCAUCUAUCCAUUGUGUGGGAAGAAAGCAGGCAUCAAAUGCAACUUUUGCCACCCCUUGCCCAGAUGGAUAGGUUUUCUGAGCUAUAUAUUAAGGACAAAAUUACUGAACUGGAACUGCAACUGAAUGACCCUGUUCAGGCCAGCCAUGCCCUGAGGGCCGAGAUAAAAGCUUUGACCAAAAAGAAGAACAGUCUGGAAGUAUCCCUAGCACAGGCCAACCGAGCACUUAAAGUUGUCUAG
Messenger RNA from Zingiber officinale, 684 nucleotides. RefSeq lists its product as uncharacterized. The coding region runs from base 1 to 684 and encodes 227 amino acids. Lineage: Eukaryota; Viridiplantae; Streptophyta; Magnoliopsida; Zingiberales; Zingiberaceae. The record is from RefSeq and is a predicted model, not a curated record. The transcript is spliced from 2 exons.